Messenger RNA from Portunus trituberculatus (swimming crab), 3186 nucleotides. RefSeq lists its product as uncharacterized. The transcript has 3 exons. The record is from RefSeq and is a predicted model, not a curated record. Lineage: Eukaryota; Metazoa; Arthropoda; Malacostraca; Decapoda; Portunidae. Gene Ontology annotation, biological process: G protein-coupled receptor signaling pathway. Gene Ontology annotation, cellular component: membrane. The coding region runs from base 291 to 1487 and encodes 398 amino acids. Gene Ontology annotation, molecular function: G protein-coupled receptor activity.
GUGUGUGUGUGUCCUGUAUGGAGGAGAAAGGAAAGGAAAGGACAGAGAUCUCGUGAAGGGCGUGGGAGAUGUGACAAAUAGGGGUGGGAAUUUAAAGGGAGAGUCACAAAAUUUUUCUCAUCGAACGAACGGGUGUGUAAGAUUGAGUCCUGUGUGCGUUCUGAGUGUGGUGAAGGGUCAGUGUGCGUGGAGGCUGCAGUGAGGUGUGACGUGGUGUGCGGGCGAGAGGAGAGGAGAGAGGAGAGAGAGAGAAAGAGAGAGUGAAAGAAAGAGAGAGAAAGAGAGAGACCAUGACGGAGGAUGAAUGUCACGGAAACGAGAAGGAGGAUGUGGAGGAACUGUACACCGCCAUCUUCCACUACGUGUUCCCAGCGCUGGUGGUGACGGGCAUCCUCACCAACACCCUCAACCUCAUUGUCCUCACCAGGCCACUCAUGAGGGGACGGACCUACAGGUGGCUCCGUGCCCUGGCGUGCGUGGACCUGUCGCUGUGCGUGCUGACGGUGCCGGUUUGCCUGGCGCGGGGCGGCGUGGCACCGCUGCGGUCCGCGGAGGUGGCGCGCUACUACGCGCACUUCGGCUGGUCGUUGAGCAUCGCCUCGCAGAUCCUCAGCUUCUACCUGAUGGGGAUGUUCGCCCUGGAGAGAUUCCUGGCGGUGUGUCGCCACGACCUGUACCCGCGCAGCCAGACGGACGCCGUGUUCCGGGGCGGCGUGGUGAGCAGCGCGGUGUUCGUGUUGCUGCUGUACCUGCCCACCAUGGUCGUGGGGCGCGUGGAGGCGGCGGGUGAGGGGCGAUGGAUGCCGCGGGACGGCUACUCCAUGCAGGAGUACACGUGGUACCGCGCCUAUGCCUGGCUCAGGGAAAUAUUCUCCCGCCUGGUGCCCGCCAUCCUCAUCACUUUUUGCAACGUGCGCAUCACGCUGCGCCUCAAGCACCUUAGAAACAUCCGCGAGGGGUUCGGCAGCGGCGUGCCUGCCGCCAGACGGGAGCGGGAGCGACGCCUGGUGCUGCUGCUGUUCUGGGUGACCACGCUGUUCUACAUCUUCAACACGCCCGUCACUGUGUACUACCUGGGCUUCCUGCACACACAGCGCUUCUGCGGCAAGGACAUGUCAGCCAGCCUGCUCAUCUUCGCUGCUGUCUCCAACCUGCUGCAGAUGCUAGGCAACGUCUCCAACUUUGUGCUCUACUUCCUCAUCAGCCCAGAGUUCCACAAGACGCUGUGCAACCUGCUGGCCUGCCGGGACACGGGGCGCCCCGCCAGCCUCAAGUUGCACUCCGGCAACACCACCACCACCACCAUGCUGCCCUCCACCGCCGCCGUCAUCACCGCCAUCAUCACCACGGCCAACCAAGACCAGUCUCUCACACGGCCAGACUCAGCCUGCCGCCACCACCUGCCUGGCGGCGCCGCGCCCCUCAACGGCGCCAACAACUUCUCAGGGAUGGAAGCUCGCCAGCCGUCCCCAGGAAGCCCUGCGUGAGCCAGGAACACACCUCACAGCGCCAUGCCCCCUACUCCAGCCCCCCGCACCACGCCACACAGCGGGAGGCAAGAUGGAGUGACGGCUGUGAGGUGACGCCGCCGCAUGCUGUGGUGUGCUGUGUUUCUGUGUUGCUGUGUUGAGGUGCUUGGGCAUCACUACACAACAGGCUCACCCCACGCACUGACGCCCUCACUGUACACUGUUGUGGCAGUUUGAUAAGUACAAAGUAGCAAUGAAGCAAGUAACAACACGGUCUGCCAACACAGACGCAAUGAUUUCAUAAUUAUAUUUCAUAAAUGUGUAAUUGUCUACUCAGCUCUAUUUAUAAAUAUCAUGGUGUGUGUUCCCAGCUCUCAUGUGCAAGUAAUAUUUGUUAUGAAUGUAUUAUAAUUACAAAAAAAGUAAUGAAAACUAUAAUACUGUUUAUAUUUAGAGAGCGAGCCUCGCCUGAAGCAGCAGCAGCAGCAGCAGCAGGGGCGGCAGCAGCAGCGGCAGAUGACGUCAGUGACCAGCUCGCGCAUCGCCACAACACAACACGGAAAAACCUUCACUCAUCACUCACACCUCACACUUACAGAGCGCCACGAUGUAAGUAAAGGCACCAAAUAUUAACCCCACACUUGUAUGAUGCAAGAACAACCACUGGUGAGGAAAGACGAAUAUUCACCACACACUUUAUCACCACCACACAACACGCGUCUAGUCACCACUCACCGCAGUCACCCUUGAGUCAGUGAGGUAAAGAAACAGCACGUGGCGACUCCAAUCACUGUUUUCUCUGUCACUGGAGUCCUCAGCAUCGGCCACACGUGCGGAACUCAGCAACAAGGCGGCGUGGGGCGGGAAUACAGCUGCUGAGUGUUCGGUAAGGCUGAGAGAAGUGCUGUAUCGCUGUAUCUUGAAAGUGCUGUAUCUUGUACUGAUGGGGCUGGAGGGGCGGGGAAGGGCUGAGUAGGGUAAGGGCGGGGCAGGGGAGGACCAGGAGACGUGGUUUCUCUCCGCCCUGUUUGUUUUGGUUCAGGAAUAUUUUGUAUUUGCUUCGUUUUCCUUGUGUUUGUGUGUUUGUUUACCAGUGUUUGUACGUGAUUGAGUUUAGCUGGUAAUAUUGACACCAGAUUAUCAUAUUUUUGUUUUGAAAUGUGCAGUAUGUAGCAACACACACACACACACACACACACACACACACACACACACACACACACACUGGUUAUGAUAUAUUCUACUGAUCUGUCACAUUUUAGAAAACUUGUAUAAUCAUUUACUUUACCGAGAGAGAGAGAGAGAGAGAGAGAGAGAGAGAGAGUGUGUGUGUGUGUGUGUGUGUGUGUGCUCGCGCGCGCGCUGGACGUCACGCGAGUUAUUUGUAUCACUUUCUGAGCUUGGCGGGAGUGGGAUGGCAUGAAAACUAUUAAAAUGACUACGCCUCACAGCCUGGCGGGCAAGGAUAAAGAGCUCCCGUCCCGCCUCCGCCUCGCUGCUUCAAUUUGCUGCUUUCAUAACGGCAUGGAGUUGUGGAGCACCGUUUUAACUCCGUCACAUUACAUACACACAUACACCACCGCCUCGCCACCCCUCUAUACCAAGCCAGCGGGAUAAUGUGGCUGUGUGUGUGGGUAUAUGUUGGUGUGUUUGUGUAUGGGUGGGGUGUGGCUGUGUAUGGUGUGUGUGGGGUGUGGGUGGGUAUAUGUGGGUGUGU